AUGUCGAUGGUCCUAGCUUCCUUCGCCCGGCUGCGGCUAAGAGACCGAGAGAUGAUGCUUCGCAUCGCUGAGUCCACUCCGGCGAUCCUGGGGCAGUUUGCGGCAGUUGACAUCACGUACUUCCUUGCUGCCUUUGCUCGCCUGGACGUGGAGCACAGGCUCGUGUUCAACCUGUUUGCACGAGAGAUCGCAAGGAAGCUGCACGACUUUGAUGCUGCUCAACUUGGCGAGCUGGUCUACGCGUAUGCACGCCUCAAUUUUCAUCACGACCUGCUUCUGGAUGUGCUCAAGAAGAGGAUUACUGAAGUGGUUAAAGCCAUGAAGCCGUGGCACCUGGCCAUGGUUGUGAAUGGCUUCGCACGAUUGGGGGCGAGCGACGAGAGAUUUUUCACAAUUCUGGCGGCAGAGAUUGCAAGGAAGAUCUCCCAGUUUGAGAGCAAGCCGCUUGCGCUGGUGGCAAACGCGUAUGCAAAACUUGGCGUCCGAAAUCGUUUUCUUUUGGAGCUGUUGGGGGACGAGGCUUUUCGCCGGCGAGGCGAACUAGCUCCACAAGCUGUUGCUCUCGUCCUGAAUGCCCACGCGCGCCUUCAGAUGUCAAACCCAGUGCUCUUUGAUUACUUUGUGCAGGAAGUGCCUCGGCGCAUUCGAUCCCACAACCUGCAAUCGCUGUGCAUGGUCGCCAGCGCUUAUGCCAGACUACGUCGAGGAGAUGAGGCACUCUUCACGAAGAUUGGAGAUUAUGCUUGUGCAAAUGCCUCACAGUUGUACCCGCGGGCCCUUGCCACGCUUCUGUACUCGUUUUCAGAAGUUGAAAUACGGCAUGGCAUGCUUUUCUUCAAUGCCCCAGAACACGUCGAAAUGUAUUGCCAAAGCUAUACUACUGAUGAGCUGUGCAUGGUCGGCCGCGCAUACGGGCGCUUCCAGAUGGCUCACACACGUCUUUUCGAAAGCAUCAGCUCCGCUCUUCUUGGCCGCGUCCUCGCAAUCUCCGAGGACAGCGCUUUGCCAAACCGACUUGCAAGCGAUGGACCUAUGGAUCUCGAGGAUACAGACACACAAGCUCCUGUGCCCCGAAUAAGUUCACUGGUUGGGCUUCUCGAGGCCUAUGCCCGCCUGACCAUCUACCAUGCCCAGACCACCGAACUGCUUUGUGAUGCGGUGGUGUGUCGCGAGAAGGACUUGGCUCCACCAUUGAUCAUCCAGGCAGCCCAUGCUUGCGCAGCGCUGGCAUAUGCACAUCCUGGCAUCAUCAGGCUGGCCACAGCUUGCAUGGCAGAGUCCGGCGAGCAGCUCUCCGAAGAGGACUUCGAUCUCCUUGGGCGCGCGCUGGAAGAUCUUGGCGUGCUGGGUGAGGACAGCCGCCUCAUGCUGGCCAACUCCUCAGCUAGCUGCGUCAACCAUUCCGAAGUGCUGAACUGCGCAAGUUUCUCUGACAGUUUCAGCGUGCAGCCAAGGAAAACAGCCAACCGGAUAUCACUGCCGCAACUGUCGCAAAACGGUCAGACAGUUCUCGUGGGUCACGGCAGCUAA
This is a messenger RNA of Symbiodinium natans, 1530 nucleotides long. NCBI's taxonomy places the organism in Eukaryota, Dinophyceae, Suessiales, Symbiodiniaceae. The record is from the annotation of a GenBank genome assembly.